GACGAGGACGGCUGGACACCUCUAGACGUUGCCACCAGUCAUUUGCAGACCAACAUCAGAAACAGGCUUCAGGAGCACAUUGCAAGAAUGUCCAAAGCCGAAAAUGGCAGGCCCGUUCGACACUCUCGCCCCAAGCUGAUACCGUCUGCUGAACUAAGAGAGCUGAUCAGGAUAGUUCCUUCCCCUAGCGAUUUUUGCACAAGUAUGUCUUUUCAAUUACCAGUAACCUCUCCGGAGUAACAGUUGGACAUGUGUUGACGCUGUUGGCUAAUGUGCAACUUACGCCUUAGGGCUGGAAGUAAUUGCGUCCUCAGAACGCGGCGGGUAUGCAGCAUUGGUGAUGGCUGACCACCCUAUUCCACUGGGGGAGUUGUAUUACUUUGAGGUCAAAAUUAUCAAGGACUCGGAGUCAAGAGAAGUCGGGAUUGGAUUCUGCCGCAAGAACUAUUACAACCGUUGGUUCCCCGGUUGGGGUCCUGGUUCCUGGGGUUACCAUGGCGAUGAUGGAAACUUCUUCGUUGAACAGGUCCCUGGAUAUCCACCAUCAGCAGACUUCGGACCUAGCGGAGAGUACGGAGAGAAUGACGUUGUUGGUUGCGGGUUCAAUGCCCAGAAAGGCUUUGGCUUCGUUGUCAGAAAUGGAAAACGCUUGGAAUUCGAUAGCGGAUGCCUUCGGCGCGACAGUCUGAUGAAGGGGAAGAUGUAUCCCUGUAUUGGCAUGAAGGUGGAUGCAUAUGGCAUCGGUCUUGUUAUCGAGGUGAACUUUAUUGGUCCCUACCUGUACAAACUUCCGGACGAUUUGGAUUGCCAGUGACUUCGAGCAUGGCUGGAAAGUCUCUUGUUAUGUUCCAUGUGUUGGUAGU
This is a messenger RNA of Canariomyces notabilis, 863 nucleotides long. RefSeq lists its product as uncharacterized. The coding region runs from base 341 to 814 and encodes 157 amino acids. The record is from RefSeq and is a predicted model, not a curated record. Gene Ontology annotation, molecular function: protein binding. The transcript has 3 exons. Lineage: Eukaryota; Fungi; Ascomycota; Sordariomycetes; Sordariales; Chaetomiaceae.